This is a messenger RNA of Seminavis robusta, 1040 nucleotides long. Lineage: Eukaryota; Bacillariophyta; Bacillariophyceae; Naviculales; Naviculaceae. The record is from the annotation of a GenBank genome assembly.
GGACGGCUUCAACAAGCUACCGGUAGCAAGAUACUGUACUAGUAUGAAGAGAGAAGAAGCACAGGAUGCGAAAGUACUAGUACAUCCCUCAACUGGUACUGCUGCUGCAUCCGUCUCCAUCAGCCGCCAUGACACCCGAAGAAAAGUUAGUCAAAGUAGAGUCCUUAAAGACUCAAUUCCAAGAUACGCUUGACAAUCCAUGCCAAGCCUCCGCCGAAGAUAUCUUGGGUUGUUUCUUCGGCACUAAAUUCGACGUCAAUUCCAACAAUUUUGAGGAUUCGAUCAAGGAAGGCCACUGCAUAUGGGACAUGAAGAGUUUGUGGUUUAGUGGAAGCCCCCUGGAAAGUUACGAUGGCAUGUGCCGGUCGAUGAUUGCCAUGAUCGAAAAGGCUGCGAGUCAGGAACUUGGCGAAUGGAAUUCUUCCGUCAAUGGACGAAUGGCGCAAAUGAUCUUGUUCGAUCAAGUGUCGCGAAAUGCCUUUCGCAGAACCAACCAAGCCUUUGCAUAUGAUACGUUAGCGUUGGAGCACGCUCGUGUCUUGACUCGCGCCUAUUUGGGUCAAGGAGACUGCACCCUUGAGGGUGUCUUUUAUCCGCCGUUUCUCAUGUUCAUGUCCACCCCCUUUAUUCAUUCCGAAGAGAUUGAGGAUCACAAGAUGGCAUUAGAGCUAUUGGACUGCGCCAAAGACAAGACACCCCACCACCUUCAAGAGUGGUGGAAGAUGGUGAGAAAAGGUGCCGUGGCUCAUAUGGAGGUCAUUCAACGCUUUGGAAGAUACCCCCACCGAAACCGGUCGUUGGGCAGGACUAAUACACCAGGAGAAGAGGCUUAUUUGGCAGAUGUGGACAACUUGCCUAGUUGGGCCAGAAGCCAAGUUUGAGGCAAGAAGAGGAAGAACUUCAAGCGCGUGUCUGCAAAUCAUGGGAAGGCUGCCGCCGGAUUGUUCAACUGUAUGGGCACCCUAAACUAACUAUGUGUUGCUCUAAACCAACUACAUGUAUGUAUUGAAUUAGUUGAGUAAUCUGCUGUAACGCUGUAA